AUGAACACGUUUUUGUCCAUUCUUCUGCUUUUUUUCAUCGCUGUGCCCUUAGGGGCGCCACGAUACUAUGGUGGCUUGUCUAUGGAUGAUCUGAGUAAGUGAAUGACAGAGUUUCAAUGUCUCAACAAAUUGCUGACAAAGAAAUUCAAGUGAACUCUCGUCCUAAAUAUUAUCGAACAUGGUUGUUUAUUUUCAGUCCUCUCUGACAUAUCACCUACACGAGCGCCUAGCCCAACCAGAGCUACACGACCGCCUUCUCCAAUAAAUAUAUUCACUCCGCCUCCCUAUGAUCGCCUUCCUCCGGCCUAUCCUCCCGGUCCUCCUCCACCGUAUUCACGCUAUCCCCCGUCUGGUCCGCCUCCUCCGUAUGAUAAUGGUCCGGUUCCUCCACCGCACGACCCUCCGCCGUAUUCACCCUCUCGCUAUCCCUCUCCUCCACGUAAUCGACCAAACUAUCCUCCUGGUGGAUAUUGGGGGAAAUGAAAUUUUAAGGAGAGAAGAAAUUAAAAUGCAAACAAGCAGUCUUCUUGCAAUUCGCUGCAAUAAACAAAGAUUUUUUACUGCGUAUGAAUAUACUUCAUAUCAUAUCAUCUGAACCCGUAGAAUGCUGAUUAAAAACCUGAUUGCGAACUGUAAUGUCGCCGAAAUAAAGCAAUCGUGCAAAGCUGUAAACAUUCAUACUUUAGAACUGCCUUUUAUCGGACAGGGCCCAUUAUUUUGUCGUGAAAAUAAUGAGCCCUGUCCGUGCGACAACCGCGUCACCGUAAUGAGAAAUGCACAAUGUCCCAGAGAUACCGUCAACUGUGUCGUGCGCGACAGAGGGCUCAUUAUUUUUUCUGACACUAAUCGUUGAUCAGAGACUAAAAUUGUGUCGCAAUCAGAAUCUCUCAAUUUAGAUGACUUAGAAGCCCCAAAGUUCAGAUGGACUAUCACAUUUAAAACGAAUUAUUUUGAUUAAUAAAUGCGAUAUUUGCUCAAUAUAAUAGUUAAAUCAUACCAAUCCAGACAUUUUUGACAAGAUGAGAGGCUUUCUGUAUACCCUUGUGGCCUUUUUUGUGGUUAUAGUCUCAGCUGUCCCACAAUCCGAUGAUGAUUUAUCUAUGGAGGAUCUAGGUAAGUAAAAAACACACUCUUAAAAAGGUUCAUCAGUUUCACCAGUUUCUCUUACCCCAUUCCUUUUUAGAGCUCCGAGGCAACAAAUACACAACCACCUACUAUCCCGUCCCCGAUCAUAUUCGAUGGCACCCUAACCGUCCCUCUCCGUUACCUAUUUAUGAAUUCCCCGAGCAUCUCCCAUUCCAGGCUCCCGGUCGAGGUUUUGUUCCUCCCAUGAAUCCACCGCAAGCAGUGAUUCCUCCCCGUCGAAGCCCUCCUCCGCCCUUGCAAGGGCCCUUGAAUCCCCAGCUUCUUCCUCCGCCGUUCAUUCCUCCUCCUAAUAGUCCUCCCCCACGCCGUGACGGUUCUCCUCCGCCCAAUCCACAACCACCUCGUCCUGUUUCCCCCAAUCGUAACCGAUUCUGGUUUCCGCCCUAG
Bursaphelenchus xylophilus (pine wood nematode) is the source of this 1533-nucleotide messenger RNA. The record is from the annotation of a GenBank genome assembly. NCBI's taxonomy places the organism in Eukaryota, Metazoa, Nematoda, Chromadorea, Rhabditida, Aphelenchoididae.